Lucilia cuprina (Australian sheep blowfly) is the source of this 1292-nucleotide messenger RNA. RefSeq names its product protein D2-like. The record is from RefSeq and is a predicted model, not a curated record. NCBI's taxonomy places the organism in Eukaryota, Metazoa, Arthropoda, Insecta, Diptera, Calliphoridae. The transcript is spliced from 2 exons. The coding region runs from base 487 to 1014 and encodes 175 amino acids.
AACCUUCUUUAAACAUUUUGCAAUACAUAUUUUUUUUGAAAAUGUAUUUUUUGAGUUGUUACGUUUUUACAUAGUGUGAGCGAUAUACAAUAGUUGCGAGUAUACAUAUAUACCUAUAUCGCACACCCAGUGCAAAAGUGACUCAAUUCAAAAUUUUAUUUUUUCCUGUUUAUAUGUAUGCUUUAAUCCUUAAGUUUAAGCACAUAACUAUGCACAAGAUAAUUGUUUAAUCUAAAAAAUAUUGGAGUAUUUUGUUGUUGUUAACUGUUGUAACAUACCGUUAAAUCCUGCAAAAUAAAUUUUUUCCCUUUUCUGAAAAUUGAGUAGAGUCGAUUUUGUACUGGAUGUGCGAUAUGUAGGUACAUAUGUAUUUGCAUUCGUACGUUUUAAAUUUGAAUAAAAAUUGAAGCAAUAAAUUUAGAGUGGUGACUAUAAUUUUACAAGUGAGAUCAAAAGAACAUUGUGUCUAAUAAAGAAAUUUAAAAAAUGGACACAGGUGGAAUUAUUCCUGAUAUUAUUGACAGUAAGCCUGCAACUAUUGCGUGUGUUACUUAUGGUGAUAGAAGUGUAAGCUUAGGAAACGAAUUAAAACCAAGGCAAGUUAAAGAUGAGCCUGAAAUUACAUGGAAAGCUGAGGAGGGAUCAUUGUACACUUUAUUAAUGGUAGAUCCAGAUGCACCAUCACGGGAAACGCCAACAUAUAGAGAAAUUUUGCAUUGGUUCGUGAUCAAUAUACCGGGGAAUAAACUUUCCGAAGGACAAGUCGUUGCGGAAUACAUUGGAUCGGGACCUCCAGAAGGUAGCGGCUUACAUCGUUAUGUUUUCCUCGUUUUUAAACAAACACAAACAAUUUCAACAGAUACGUUUAUUUCAAAAAAUUCUCGUGAGGGUCGUUUGAGCAUGAAGACCCGCGAUUACAUUGUCAGUUACAAGUUGGGGGAUCUUGUUGCUGGUAAUUAUUAUCAGGCCCAAUAUGAUGACUAUGUGCCAAUCUUGAAAGCACAACUAAAUUAAUGCACACAUUGUAGUUGGACACUUACGAUCAUCAAAAUUUUAAUUUAUAUUUUACACUUGGAUAUUUUUAUAUAAAAAUUAUAUAAAAAUUACUUUAAAUCAAUUAAUAAACAAUUAUUUUUUAUUGAAAUAGAAAAAUCAUUAUAUUAACUUAUGUGUACAACUGGAGUAUGAAUCUACUGGGUGGAUUAGGAUGUUAUAAAAUAUCUUCUGUCUUAAAGAAAGUUUUUUUAAAACAAAGAGCACGUCCGUACACGACACUUUUCCCUAUUUUAAAG